GGACUCUCGGAUCUUGGCCCGGGGCCCAGACUUCACCCCAGCCUUCGCUGAUUUUGGAAGACAGGUCCCCAGCGGACGGGGUAGCGCUGCCUGCAAAGUGCAGCCCCCACCCGGACUCCCCUCUGGCACGCGAUGUGGCACCCAGCAUGCCCUUUGUUGGUCUCGUCUCACCCGCAGCUGAGGAACCUGCAGAUAGGGCUGCUGAAUGUCGGGCCGCGGAGAUCUCAGCCGGGCCAGAGGAGGGAGCCCAGGAAGAUCAUCACAGUUUGCGUCAAAGAGGACGUCCAUCUGAAGAAAGCUGAGAAUGCCUGGAAGCCGAGCCUGAAGAGGGAGACCCAAGUGGAGGACCCCGAGAACAUCAAAACCCAGGAGCUGUUCCGCAAAGUCCGCAGCAUCUUGAACAAGCUGACCCCGCAGAUGUUCAACCAGCUCAUGAAGCAAGUGACUGACCUGACGGUGGACACGGAAGAGAGGCUCAAAGGGGUCAUCGAUCUGGUGUUCGAGAAAGCCAUUGACGAGCCCAGCUUCUCCGUGGCCUACGCCAAUAUGUGCAGGGGCCUGGUCAUGCUGAAAGUGCCCAUGGCCAACAAGCCUGACAGCACAGUCAACUUCCGCAAGUUGUUGCUGAAUCGUUGUCAGAAAGAGUUUGAAAAAGACAAGGCUGACGAUGACGUCUUCGAGAAGAAGCAGAAGGAGCUGGAGGCCGCCACCACUCCAGAGGAGAGGACUCGGCUUCACGACGAACUGGAGGAGGCCAAGGACAAGGCCCGAAGGCGGUCCAUCGGCAACAUCAAGUUCAUCGGGGAGCUUUUCAAGCUGAAGAUGUUGACAGAAGCCAUCAUGCAUGAUUGUGUGGUGAAGCUGCUGAAGAACCACGACGAGGAAUCCCUGGAGUGCCUGUGUCGCCUGCUGACCACCAUCGGCAAAGACCUGGACUUUGAGAAGGCCAAGCCUCGAAUGGACCAGUAUUUCAAUCAAAUGGAGAAAAUUGUGAAGGAAAGAAAAACCUCCUCCCGCAUUCGCUUCAUGCUGCAGGAUGUCAUUGACCUUCGGCAGUGCAACUGGAUAUCCCGAAGGGCAGAUCAAGGCCCAAAGACCAUCGAGCAGAUUCACAAGGAAGCUAAAAUAGAGGAGCAGGAAGAACAGCGGAAAGUCCAACAGCUGAUGACCAAAGACAAGAGGCGGUCGGGUGUCCAGAGAGUGGAAGAGGGAGGCUGGAACACUGUGCAGGGGGCAAAAAAUAGCCGUGUGCUGGACCCCACCAAGUUCCUUAAAAUCACCAAGCCCAGUAUAGAUGAGAAGAUCCAGCUUGUGCCUAAAGCCCAGUUGGGCAGCUGGGGAAAGGGCAGCAGCGGUGGAGCCAAGGCCAGCGAGAUCGAUUGUUUACGACCAAGUGCCACUAGCCUGAACCGCUUCUCCGCGCUGCAAGCGCCUGCGUCGACUGUCUCCGGCACUACCCUGGAGCUGGAUCCUCGCAGAGCCUUGACCAGUCGGGGAAGCACCGGCCGAGAGAAGAACGACAACAAGCUGCCGCCCUCGGCUGCUUCCCGUCCCAACGCCUUCCUGAGGCUGAGUAGCGGCAGCAAAGAGCAGCUCUUGGACAACCAGGCGCAGGAGGAGCAGCGGAGGGAGAUGCUGGAGACCGUGAAGCAGCUGACGGGCGGCCUGGAAAGCGAUCGGAACAGCACGGAGGUGGAGAAGAGCAAAACCAGGGAGGCAGUCAAGUCUGAAGCCCCUGCUCCUCACCCGCAAGAAAAGCCGGGCUUGUCAGACGAAGAAAUUGAAAGGAAGUGCAAAUCAAUCAUCGAUGAAUUCCUGCAUAUUAAUGAUUACAAGGAAGCCGUGCAGUGCGUGGAGGAGCUGAAUGUGCCUGGCAUCCUGCCGGUGUUCGUGCAAGUCGGUGUAGAAUCCACCCUGGAGAGGAGUCAGAUCACCAGAGACCACAUGGGCCAGCUGCUCUAUCAGCUGGUACAGUCGGAGAAGCUCAGCAAGCAGGACUUCUUCAAGGGGUUUUCGGACACCUUGGAGACCGCCGACGACAUGGCUAUCGAUAUCCCCCACAUCUGGUUAUACCUGGCUGAAUUGGUGACGCCAAUGUUAAAAGAAGGAGGCAUCUCUAUGAGAGAACUUGUGAUAGAAUUUAGUAAACCUUUACUUCCUGUGAGAAGAGCCGGUGUUCUGCUUUCCAAAAUAUUGCACCUUCUAUGCAAACAAAUGAGCCAUAAGAAAGUGGCAGCCUUAUGGAGGGAGGCUGGCCUCAGCUGGAAGGACUUCCUACCUGAAGAGGACGACGUCCACGCCUUUCUCCUGGAGCAGAAGUUGGACUUCACAGAAACUGACAGUCCCAGUUCCUCAGAAGCACUUUCCCCGAGAGAACUCUCUGCCGAAGAGCUGAACAGGCAGCUGGAGAAACUCAUUGUUGAGGAAGAAGCCGGUGACGAGCAGAUCUUUGACUGGGUAGAGGCUAAUCUAGACGAAAGCCAGAUGAGUUCACCUACAUUCCUUAGAGCUUUAAUGACGGCCGUUUGCAAAGCAGCUGUUCUAGUGGAUAGCUCUAGCUUGCGAGUGGAUACUACCGUUAUCAAGCGGAGAGUGCCCAUCUUACUCAAGUACCUAGACUCGGACACCGAGAAGGAACUACAAGCACUUUAUGCACUGCAGGCAUCAAUAGUAAAACUUGACCAACCUCCUAAUUUGUUACGGAUGUUUUUUGACUGCCUGUACGACGAGGAGGUGAUAUCAGAGGAUGCCUUCUACAAAUGGGAAAGCAGCAAAGACCCGGCGGAGCAGAAUGGGAAAGGCGUAGCGCUCAAAUCCGUCACCGCGUUCUUCACGUGGCUACGAGAAGCCGAAGAAGAGUCUGAGGAUAAUUAAAACUGAAUAUACAAAAAAAAAAGAAAAGAAAAAAACAAAACAAAAAACAAUUUAAGUAUUUUUUUUAAAAAAAAGUUUCAUGUCUUCGCCAAUCACAGUGCAGCAAGGCCAAUAACUCGCGCAGAAUCCCCUAUCCCCACGUGUGCACGAGUGGGGGAGAGGCAAAAAAUAAAUAAAAAAUAAGUCACACACGCAAAGGCGAUCAUGGAGGACAAAAAGUACUUGAAAAUUCAAGUCCAACGCAAACCUGAGGGGCAGGAGCACUAAAACCAAAAUACAUCUAUUAUUUAUAGAAACUAUUUUCUGUUUUAAUCUUUUUUUUCCUUUUCAUUUUUUAAACAAGGACUCAAUACUUUAAGAAGAACAAAACCUGUUCAGACAACAACAACAAACAAAAAAACAAAACCUCAGAACUAUAAUUUAUUAUUUUCAAGAACUGCAAAUGUCAGUGUAAUUUUUAAAUUUGCAGUUUCUGUAACAAAUUGUAUGAUAGACAAAAAAAGAACAAAAGCAGAGAAAUAAAUUUCCCUCCCUUUCAGA
This is a messenger RNA of Thamnophis elegans (Western terrestrial garter snake), 3414 nucleotides long. It is a transcript of the gene EIF4G3, whose product is annotated as eukaryotic translation initiation factor 4 gamma 3. Gene Ontology annotation, cellular component: eukaryotic translation initiation factor 4F complex. The transcript is spliced from 21 exons. Gene Ontology annotation, molecular function: protein binding; mRNA binding; translation initiation factor activity. NCBI's taxonomy places the organism in Eukaryota, Metazoa, Chordata, Lepidosauria, Squamata, Natricidae. The coding region runs from base 133 to 2874 and encodes 913 amino acids. The record is from RefSeq and is a predicted model, not a curated record.